AAAGGCCAACAUGGCGGAUAACGCAAUCUACCGGGCUUUGAGGCUCCAUAUUGCUCCUGAUAAGUUUUACGUCGAGCCAAGGGACCAGCAAUCAGUUGGUGAUCAAAUACUCGAAAUAGACCGGGUUACACAAGAAUUAAGUCUGGCAGACAAUGAGGGUCAAAUUCCGCCAUCAGCUGAAAGUAGAGAUAUAUUUGGAAUUUUGGGAAUCAUAAAUUUGUUGGCAGGGUCAUACUUGGUUGUAAUCACCAAGAAGACUCUUGUAGGUCUUAUCAGGGGCCAUGAAGUAUGGGUUAUCAAAGGAACAGAUAUUCUGUCUUUUCCAAGAGCAACAUUUCAUCUCACAGAGAGUCAGCAAAGGAACAACAAUAUAUACUUAUCAAUGGUGCAGUCAGUUCUUCAGACUAGUAGCUUUUACUUCUCUUGUACAUAUGAUCUAACACACACCCUGCAAAGACUCUCAAGAACCAGCCCUGACUUCCUUCAGAUGCCUCUCUUCGAAAGGGCUGAUCCUCGAUUUGUAUGGAAUGGCCACCUCUUAAGACCUUUAGUGGUGCAACCAGAGCUUUACAAAUUUAUACUUCCGGUUAUGCAUGGCUGUAUCCUUUUUAAAUUGAAAUGCUAAAUAUACAAUUAAACUUUUUGAUUUUGCUCCUCUCUCCAUUCGCAAGGACGUCUUUCUCCUUUCAGACCCAGCAAAUUGUAGAAAUUAAUUAUCAGAUAUUUUGAGUCAGAGCUAAUUUCAAUCAUGAAUCUCUUGGUCAGUUUUUCAUCUGUUCAUUUUUUUUUUUUUUAAUUUAACCGCCUCCCGGUUAGCUCAAUGGAUAG
This is a messenger RNA of Stylophora pistillata, 828 nucleotides long. RefSeq names its product phosphatidylinositol-3-phosphatase SAC1. NCBI's taxonomy places the organism in Eukaryota, Metazoa, Cnidaria, Anthozoa, Scleractinia, Pocilloporidae. Gene Ontology annotation, biological process: phosphatidylinositol dephosphorylation. Gene Ontology annotation, molecular function: phosphatidylinositol-4-phosphate phosphatase activity. The record is from RefSeq and is a predicted model, not a curated record. Gene Ontology annotation, cellular component: endoplasmic reticulum.